Pieris napi is the source of this 1216-nucleotide messenger RNA. It is a transcript of the gene MRG15, whose product is annotated as mortality factor 4-like protein 1. Gene Ontology annotation, cellular component: nucleus; NuA4 histone acetyltransferase complex. The record is from RefSeq and is a predicted model, not a curated record. The transcript is spliced from 6 exons. The coding region runs from base 184 to 1188 and encodes 334 amino acids. NCBI's taxonomy places the organism in Eukaryota, Metazoa, Arthropoda, Insecta, Lepidoptera, Pieridae. Gene Ontology annotation, biological process: regulation of DNA-templated transcription; chromatin organization.
UGUCAUCACCGCUUCUCCUCGCGUCCUGUUUUCACAGUUUACUGUUUUAUGUUUAAACUUGUUUAAAUGUAAUUAUUAAUUAAACGUGUUUAAUUAUUAUGUUUUCUUCCGUUUAAAUCAAUAGUAUUUAGUUUAAAAUAUUUUAAUGGCUGAUAUUUGAAUCUUGAUGUAAAUUUAUAAGUAAUGGCACCAAAACUAAAGUUUGCUGAAGGCGAAAAGGUAUUAUGCUUCCAUGGGCCACUUAUUUAUGAAGCCAAAUGUUUAAAGAGCUCUGUCACAAAAGACAAACAUGUUCGGUAUUUAAUUCAUUAUGCUGGAUGGAAUAAAAAUUGGGAUGAAUGGGUCCCAGAGAGCAGAGUGUUGAAGUAUAAUGAAGCCAAUGUCCAAAGACAAAAGGAAGUGCAGAGAGCCCAUUCUGCACAACCAGCUAAGACUAAAAAGACUCCAGCUAAAGGUCGCAAAUCAGAAGCUGCUGCCAGCUCUACACCUGCAAGAGAGGAAUCUAGAGCUUCUACACCAGCAGGUAAAGAUGUUGAGACAACCUCGACAUCGACAAAAGCAACAAAGAAUCAGAACAAAGAUACACCAGCUGAUUCCGGAUCUGAUCAGCCUAAAAAAAAGCGUGGACGAUUAGACCUAUCAAUUGAGACGGAGGAACAGUAUUUAGCAAAAGUAGAAGUUAAAAUCAAAAUACCCGAAGAAUUAAAAGUUUGGCUUGUUGACGACUGGGAUGUUAUAACGCGACAACAGAAAUUAGCUAUCCUCCCUGCCAAAUUAACAGUCUCGCAGAUAGUUGACAACUACUUGACAUUUAAAAAAUCCAGCAAACUUCACAAUCAAGCAAAGGAAUCUGUACUAAAUGACAUAACAGAGGGAAUAAAGGAAUAUUUCAAUGCAACUCUGGGGUCGCAGCUAUUAUACAAAUUCGAAAGACCGCAGUACAGCGAAAUUUUGUCUGAAUACCCCGACACCCCAAUGUCCCAAAUAUAUGGGUCCAUACAUUUAUUGAGGCUGUUCGCCAAAAUGGGGCCAAUGUUGGCAUACACAGCCCUCGACGAGAAAUCUUUACAACAUGUUUUAACUCAUAUACAAGACUUUCUCAAAUAUAUGGUAAAUAAUCGGUCCACAUUGUUCAAUUUACAAGACUAUGGAAAUGCAACUCCAGAAUAUCAUAGAAAAGUGCAGUAGGUUAAGUAAUAAAUUGUUAACUAUAAAA